Messenger RNA from Eriocheir sinensis (Chinese mitten crab), 9490 nucleotides. Its product is annotated as 85/88 kDa calcium-independent phospholipase A2-like. Gene Ontology annotation, cellular component: mitochondrion. NCBI's taxonomy places the organism in Eukaryota, Metazoa, Arthropoda, Malacostraca, Decapoda, Varunidae. The transcript is spliced from 15 exons. The record is from RefSeq and is a predicted model, not a curated record. Bases 2284 to 5145 code for a protein of 953 amino acids. Gene Ontology annotation, molecular function: protein binding. Gene Ontology annotation, biological process: lipid metabolic process; positive regulation of ceramide biosynthetic process.
AGCUCAUCCUCAAUUUCGUAGUGGUUUUAAUUCCGCGUCAAGGAACUCCCGUGGCUUAUUAAUGAAAGCUAUACAUGAAUGAGCUUAAGGGAAUUAAUGGCGUGGAAAGGAAGUUUAUAAAUGAAUUGUGAUGUGGAAAGGAGGUUUAAAUAUAUGAAUGGCGUGUCAAGGAAGGAUAGCAGUGACGUACAAGGGAAGUUUAAAUGAAUAAUGAGAAACAAAGGAAGUUUAAAUAUAAGAAUGAUAUGCAAGGGAAGUUUAAAUGAAUAAUGAGACGAAAAGAAAGAAAUUUUAAAUAUAAGAAUGGUAUGUAAAGGAAAUAUAUAUAACAAUUACGUGCCAGGGAAGUUUAAAUGAAUACUGAGACACAGGAAGUUUAAAUAUAGAAAUGACAUGCAAGGGAAGUUUAAAUUAAUAAUGAGAAGAAAGCAAAGUAAGUUUAAACAUAGUAAUUUUGUGUAAAAAAAGACAAAGACCAGCCAGGAAAGUUUAAUGAAUAAUGAGAAGCUUAGGAAGUUUAAAUGAAUAAUGAAAGGCAAAGGAAGGAAGUUUGAAUAUAAGAAUGACGUGCAAGGGAAGUCUAAUUAAAUCACACACACACGCUGUCAAGGUCCAGAGAUUAGAUUGCGUGUUGCCGUGCCAAGUGUGAUGAGGCUUAAUGAGUUAAUUGGAUCAUUCUAUAACACUCAGCCUCUUCCUCUACCUGCCCAUCAUUGUUCAGUAUUACCUUGCCCACUUGAUUGAAAAGUGGUGUGUCAUAAGUAGCUAUAUACCUGAUUUUAAGUGUUACAGAAAAUUCCCUUCUUUGACAUAAAAAUCCCCAUCUCUGCCUAGUCAUAUUAUUGUUUGUAAGGUCAUUUUGGAGGUUAAGUUUGGUGAGUGAGAUAUAUUGUGGCAUAAGUAACCAUAUAUGUACCUGGUUUUAAAUGCUACAGAGUGUGACAUUUAAUUCUCCAUCCCUGCUUGGUCAUAUAUAUAAUUUUUAAGAGUGUUUUGAAGGUGUUAUAAUACAGCCGUGAAGUGCAGUGGUGUGGCAUAAGUAGCUACCUGAUUUUUAAUGCUACAGAGGGUGACGUUUGAUUCUCCAUCCACGCUUGGGCUUAUUAUUAUUUUUGAGAUUAAUUUGAAGGUUAAAAUACAAGGCUGAAGUUCCAUUGGGGAGUGAAAAGUGGUGUGGCAUAAGUAGCUAUCUGAUUUUAAAUGCUAGAGAGGUAUAUGCUAGAGAGGGUCCCCUUGUGUGAUAUUUAAUUCCAUCUUUUCUUGAUCAUAUAUAUUGUUUUUAAUGUUAUUUUUUAGGUUAAAAUACACUGGUUACUUUACGGUGUGAGGCGUGGUGUGGCAUAAGUAGCUACCUGAUUUUAAAUGCUACAGAGGGGAUUUAAAUGUUACAGAGUGUCCCCUUAUGUGAUAUUUAAUUCCCUAUCUCUGCUUGAUCAUAUAUAUUAUAUUUAUGAUAAUUUUGAAGGUCUUUCAGUACUGUAGUGAAGUUCUAUUCUCUCUCAUAAUUUUAAUUAAUAAUAUUUAUUACUGAGUGGCUGAAAGAUAUUUAGCUUUCUUAGUUUGUUCAUACAUAACCACUUAUAACUUGCAUAUCAGUCGCUAUAUAUUUAGCUUUUUCUAUUAUUAUAAUUAAUGUAUAAAUUAAUUACAUAUUUUGUUAGCAGGGCUGCCACAUGCAUGGAUUAAUAACAUUUUGCCUCAUAGAAAAUAUAACUCUUACCCAUGGCACAGGUCAAACCUCCCUGGCCCAGCUCGUCACACUCACCACUUGAGUGACGCCUGCUGACAGAAUUAUCCAAACCAAUAUGUUGCACUAACACAUGUCUUUAUAAUAUAGGAUAUGUAUAUGCAUUUUUCCAAAUUGCAAUGAACAGUCAUGAACAGAGGGUGCAUAGACAUGAAUUAUUAGUAUUAGGCGUCACCAGUGGCUUUCUCGUACUCAAAUUUUGCUUGUUAAUGUGAAGCGACAGCUGGACGAGGGAGAUUUUUUUACCUGUGUCAUACCAAAUGGCUGUUCAUGUUGCUGUUUGCAUUAGACUCUACCAAACUACUACUAAAUAACCCUCGUGCUUUUUCAAACCCCCAACAGGGUGACAAAAUAUAAUGAAUUGUGUAUAUAUGAGAGAAAUUGAUACACAUUCUAAUAGUACGUACAUGUAUAAUCAUCAUGAGAAGAGCACAAUUUUAUUUGGUAUAGUUGGUGGGUGUGCUGUGCCAGUUGGCCGUGUGAGGAGCUGUGGCUAAUGGUGCCUCGUUAUAGGUAGGGCAGGGAACUACUACAUUAUGGAUGCGCUUGAAGACGUCCUGGAUGCUCACUCAGAGCUUCUGUCCGACGAUGCGGUGAUAUGCGAAGACAGCUUGCAGGUCAAGAUGUCGCAGUUCUUUGGGAAACUGGCGCGUGGCCUCGGCUGGGGCCCACAGCCAACCAAGGUGAACAGCGUCAACUGGAGUGAUUAUGCCAACCGCGCUUUCACUUUUGUCGAGGGUCCCUUUAUCAUUGCUCCACUUGCUGAUGACGAUAUAAAGGAAGACCCAAAUUUGGCCUUUGAGCUCAUCAUACAUAAGGAGAUAAACAGCUCCCGCAAUGCUUACAGCCUCCUGAGAACAUGCACUGAGAGGGAGGCGCUGAAGGCACAUGAGGCUUACUGCAAGAUCCUGCUGCCCCUUGUGGACUCCUGUGGGAAGGAAGUCCUCAGCCAUAAUGUCCUGCAAAAGAUCCUGGACUUCCACCGAGAACACCCGUCAUGGCACAUGGCUCACAUCACCACUCACUUUGGCUUCCUGGAGGCCCUGAAGAAUGAGGAGGUGCUCAGCUAUCUUAACCUGCCUGAGAGUGAGGAGGGCCUUUACCCGCUACAUGUGGCUGUCGAGAAUGAGAACGAGAAGACCAUCGCAGCGCUGGUGGCGGCCGGUGCAUCCCUGGACGUGGCUGACAAGAACGGCAACACUCCCUUGCAUGUGGCGGCAUCUAAGUCUGUUGGGGUGAUCCAGGCACUCAAGGUCAAGUUCCACCCUGUGCUGAAUAGGAAGAACAAUGCCCAGGAGACUCCCUUGCUUCUGGCGGCUCAGUGCAGCAAACUAGACAACAUCAAGCACCUCAUACAGAUUGGCGCCAAUGUGAACCACCACGAGGAGAUGGUUGACCCCGCCACCAACCCGUCCUACUGGGAGAAAGUGGACAGGCUGUGUAUGUCCAAGGAUAUCAGUUCAAAGGAUUUGCACAAAGGAGGGAAUCUGCUUCACUGGGUCAAGACGAGGGAGCUCUGUGACCUCUGCCUUGACAUUGGCUGUAACCCUGACCUCCUAAACUCCCUGCACCAGACACCUUUACAUGUGCUGGUAUUGAGGAAUAGGAUGCAGUGCAUCGUGACUCUACUCUGUCGGGGAGCAAAAGCUAAUUGUGCUGACCAGGAAGGCAUCACCCCCUUGCACAUGGCGGCAGGACUGUGCUCCGCCACCCUGGUUCAGGCGUUCAUAGUGUUUGGGGGCGAGAUCAAUGCCCCCAACAGGAGGGGAGAGACACCGAGGCACCUGGCGGCGGCCUGCAAGGUGGAGGACAAGACCAAGGCGUCUGAGCGGGACAAGGUCAUCUACCUCCUGCACACGGUUGGGGCAAAAAGGUGUGCAGUCAAGCUUGCAGCGUGUUCUGAUGGCUGCGUGGAGGAAGGAAACUUUAAUGGUGUUCCUCUGUAUGAGAAGCCUCUGCUAAGGUCCCGGUGGAUCAUGGACGAGCAGCUGUACCGUCGCCAAACCGCCGAGUCCAUGAGGUGGCAGAUGACCAACCGACGUCACCUUCAGCGGACUGGCCGGGUGUUGUGUCUGGACGGCGGUGGCAUCAAGGGCCUCGUCAUGACACAGAUGCUCUUUGUCUUGGAGGAGAUUCUUGGCAAACCCAUCCAGGAGUGCUUCGACUGGAUCUCCGGCACCAGUACAGGCGGGUUCCUGGCCCUCAUGAUCUGCAUGGGGAAGUCAGUGCAGGACGUGCAGUCACUCUAUUACAACCUGAAGGAGAAGGUGUUUGUGGGUGGCCGGCCCUACGAGGCAGGACCCUUGGAGGAGAUCCUUAUCAAUGAGUUCGGGGAAGACACAGUCAUGAGCACCAUCAAGUCACCGCGAGUCAUGGUCACCUCAACGCUGGCCGACCGCCUGCCCCCAGACCUCCACCUGUUCCGCAACUACCAGUCCCCCAUGAGUGUUCUGGGUAUCCAGGAAGACAAUGUCUUCAUGCACACUCAGCCGCCAGACAAACAAAAGAUAUGGUUGGCAGCUCGGUGCUCGGGCGCUGCCCCAACAUAUUUCAGUGCCAGUGAAAAGUUCCUUGAUGGUGGUCUGGUGGGCAACAACCCUAUCCUUGACACGCUGACAGAGAUAGAGGAGUGGAACAUGGCCGUGAGAACCAAGGGGAGAGAGUCCGAGGUCUUCACUCCCACUGUGGUUGUCUCCUUGGGCUGUGGCAAGCCUCCAGUCAUGUUGGUUGACACAGUUGAUGUGACCAUCCCGAGUAUCCUGGACGUGCGUCGAGGGCUGCAGGCCAUGUACAACUUGUUCAAUGUGCUGGUGGAACAAGCAUGCAGCUCCGAGGGUCGAGUCACGGACCGUGCCCGUUCAUGGUGCUCAAACAUACAUGUGCCAUUCUUCCGCUUUAAUCCUCAGCUUUCUCAAGACAUUGCCUUGGAUGAGCAUGAUGAUGAGUGUCUUAUGAGGAUGAUGUGGGAGACCCGGGCUUAUAUGAAGGCACAGGCCAAGGUCCUCGCUCAGCUGAAACCUCUCUUGGUUGAAACUGAUACUGGCCCCCUGCCCACCCCCACCAGACCAAGGAGAAGUUCCCACACCUCAGCCUUCUCUUCCUCCAUGGAUGCUCCAGACACCCCUCACAAACUGGUGUCAGAAGGCAACUCCCCUGAGGAGGAGGUUAGCUUCCACUCCACCCUCCCAGACUGUAAUGAGGAGAGUAAUGAAGGGGCCUUGGAAGAAGAGACAUCUCUAGCCCCUCUUGCCACACCAGACCCGCCUGUCUCCCCAGACUACGUGUCCAGCAGUGAGGCGCCGUGCUCUUCCCCGGAGGAGGCUGGAAGCUGCGAGGAUUCAGAAAAGACUCCAUCUUCUGAUAGUUCCCUUGAACCUGUCAGCAGCAGUGCAGACUGAGCCUCACAGUUACAAUGCUAUUCCCAGUUGCCAAAUCAACACAGUAGUCAGUCAAAUAGCUUUGACAAGCACAUAACUUGACAAAGUAGCCAUUGAUAUAAAGUACUCAUUCCUUUCUUAUUGGCAAUGCUGAAGUGCAUGGUAGGAACACCUCAAGUUAAGUCAUAUAGUGAUUUGUUAUCUUAUUGUUAAUGGAUAUGAGGGCUGCCAUGGGGCCCUCUUAACUAUAUCCUUCAUGCGAUCAGAAUUAAACCCAAAGAGGUUAAUGUGGGCAACCAUCUGAAACUGCCGAAGCCAGACCAGCCUGCAGGGACGAUGGGAUGCACAGCAAUACCAUUCACACUGUACCUCCACACUGGAGUCAUUAGUGCUCACGUGAAGUAUCUUUAAGUGGGCAUAAAAUAAAUAUAAGUAUAUUCUUAUAUGCAUGCAAGAAAGAGUAAAGUACUCUGCCUUAAAAUUUUCGUAUAGUGGGAUUCUUUUUUUAUUUUUUAUUAAUUAAAACAACUCAAGGACCGUCUUUCACUUUGCAUCUCUCUCGUCUAACCCCGGCCCAUGUGAUCCUAGAGCCAUAUCCAUACCCAGUACCCAAAACUCUUCUAUCUACCUCACACCAACAAGGCAGGGGAGUAGCCAAAACAGAAGCUACUGGCGGCUAAAUAAUUCAUUAUUUGCAACCUAUUCCGCCCAUUAAGGACUUUAAGUUACUAAUUUACACAUAUCUAUUUAUGAUAAGUGUGAGAACUGUCAUUAGUGGGCCUGGAGGCUUGGCUUUAAACUGCUUAUUUUACUUGCCUUUUUUUUUAAAUGGCUAUCUUAGUUAAGGAAGGUGAGUCAUGUGUAUUUUAUGUAUUGAAGAAAUACUAAUUUGAGUUUCUUCAAAGCAGCUUCCAGUUCUCUUAGAAUUAUCAGAGCAACUUUAAACUCUCACUCACAUAAUGUUUUUUUAUUGUUAUUAUUUUAUAUUCAUUUCACUACUCAUUUAAGGAAAUUGGUCAGUGACGGUUAAGUUUCAUGUUAAAUAUCUACACUUAUACUUUAAUAUAUGACGAUGUUGAAUAUGAAUGCCAGAAGGGAUGGGAAAAUGUGCUAUUUAAAGAUAAGGACAUAUUGACCAGACUAUAAAGGACACUGUUUGCAGCCUUCACUUGUAUAGGGGAAUGGGAGUGCAUGGCUUACAGAGAUAACACUCUACUGAUGUAACUGAUAAGGAGGGGCUUGUUGCUAAGAUAAAAGUGAGGCUUAUCCAUCACCUGUGUCACCUAUCCAUGGCAUCUGUUGCUGAUACUUUUGCAUGAACAUUUAUUGUGUGGUUGGAAGAGGCAAGUAUAAUAAUGAGAUUACGGGAGGUGGGUGAUAAGAGUCAUUAUAUGGCUUGGUCAUCAUCUCUUACCCGUGCACUCUCACUCUUAUCCCAUUAUAUAUAUAUAUUGAUUCAUCAGCCAUCAGCUCUACUUAUUUGUUCAUCACUGAUUCUAACAUUACAAUGCCAUGGAUACAGGCUUCAGAUUCCUUUAUUAGUCUAGUCUGAUUUGUGCCCUGUAUUAUUCUCUUUCUCCACUGUCUAGUCUUGUGUCUAUCCACUAAUCGUUACUGCAGGAAAGUAAUAUAGAUCAUUGCAGGUAGUUUUAGCUAACUUAACGUCUCAGCUGUAGGUUUUAUUUAUAAUUUUCCUUCGUAGCCCAGAGAAGUUUGUUUUCGCUUUAUUUUCUUAGUUACUCCUUGGAUUGGUCAGUAUACUAUGAGCAGUUACCACUAUUACUGCUGAACUAGAUUUAGGUUUUGUAGAGCUAAGAGAACUCUGUAUUUUCUUGUAUGUGUCCGAGUGUAGGGGCAUUAGUUUAAAAUGUGAAAUAGGACAAGAAAAAGUGUGUGUGUGUGCGUGUGUGUGUCUGUGUGGGAGAUAUGCUCAAGAUUAUAAUUCAAACUAACUGUUACAUGUUACAUGGGAUCAUUUGUAAAGGAGUGUGUUGACAGCUUUACAUAUGUACAUAUGCUACAAACUUGACUGUUGUUAUCUCGUGAAGGGAAGAACAGUACACAAUUAUUUGACUACAACCCUAAUGGCAUAGAGAAUAGUCGAAACUUAUUUUGUACAAGUCGAGCGCCAGUGUAUAAAGCGGAUAAGGGAAGAAUGUUGAUUUGUCAUGAGUACUGCUUCAGUCUGUUUGCUGUUACUCUUUAUGACAUCAAAUGUACGGAUUUUAUGGCUGCAUGUAAAAAAAUAACUUAAGGUGAUAUGUUACCUAACUCAUAACUUUCUAGUGCAUAAAGUUUAAGUAAAGUUUCACUGGUUGCAACAUUUAAAAAACACAUGAUUGUUAUUGUUAGUAAUUUUGUACUAAUGAUGUCAGUACUAAUUGUUUCUAAAAGGACUACAUACGUAUUAUAAAAGUAUUGCCCAAGUAGAUACUAUUUUUCCGCACAAAUUUAUCCAUGAGUGGCUUGUUAUAUAUAUACAACUAACUAGGCUUUGCUGUUCAUGCAUUGCAGCCAUUUCCAAGUAAGAGAUGUGAAAUGUGGCUUCAGUUAAGAUGCAUAAAGAGAUUGGAGACAUUUCUGUAUAUUUUGAAAAUGUACUCACCAGUGCUGUGAAUUUGUAGUUUUAGUUUUAAAUGUAUUGACAAGGCUUUGGGAUGUGAUGCCAAACUUAUAAUCAGUUCUUUGCAUGAAAAAAUGGCAUUUAUUGCUUAUUUAUUUUAUUUUCUAUAUGUUUUAUUUGUUUAUUUUCUCAUUUACAUACUAAGUGAAUUUUGAAGGUAUGCUGAAUUCACAACUGACUCUGUAAGCAAGCAUACAGUCACAAAACUGAUAGGUUUGUCUUUUUCAUGAUUAGUCGGUUUUUAAGAGUAGAAAAGCUUGAAGGCAGAGAUUUGCAUUAAAGAUUCGCUUCCGUAGAGCUGCUGCAGAAAAUAUUUACUUACCAUUCCUUCAGGAUUGCCUUUUCUCCGCUGGCUGAAUGUUAGUCUGUAUGCAUGGAAGUUAGUAUUUCAUUGAUGAAUUUAUUGCACAUGCUUCAGAAAAGGAAAUUUCAAACUAUGAAUUCAUACAUAUAGUUUUGCUAUUGUGUUUUCUAGUCACUCAAGUGUCAAUGAUAAUGCAAAUGUCAACUUGUUAAGGUGUGAUCAGAGAGAUACUGAAUGGAUGGACGGCUACAGUGAUGCAGUUUGAUGGGGACAGGUGAUUGCAUAAUAUUAGUCCUUGGAGUAACAUAAAGCAGGUGGAUAUGAGUGCAUGGUGCUGGCAGUAGUAUGUGAUUGGUAGGCACUCUUAAGAACUGGACAAUGUAUAUUCAUAUUUGUGUAAAGUUUCUGAAUUUUGUUUGAAAUGUCACUCAGUGAUACAAGUAAACAGUCAUACUGUGUAACAGAGUAAAUUUUCACUUAAAUUUAAAGGAUCCAUGCCUGUAUAUUUUUAAUGUGUAUGACAGAUGAAACUGUUACUUACAUAGACUAAUGGGGCUUGGUGAGCUCUCUCCCCAGUUCUUAAUAAGAAAAGAUUGCAAAUAGUGAUAUGGUAAGCUGAGAGAAGUUCCUUACAUACAUACAGAAGUUUUUGUGCCUCCUUUAUUUACUGACAGUGACAAAUUGAAGGAAAGGACAGCUUGUACUUAUCAGGACCUCUAUGCAUCACCUUAGGUUUGUGUGGGUGAGGCAGCACAAGACCCUGCACUCUGAUCUGUGGUGACGCUUCAGUCAAACACUGCAGACGUGCCACGUUAUCUGCCUGCGUCCAUGAUUAGCAAGUUUCAGCACAGUGUUUGUUGUUACUGAAAACUUAUAUAGUAAAGUCUAUUUAUGUACUGUUAUUGUCUAGGUAUUGUUAAUUAUGCAAAUUAAUGGUGUCAUACAUACUUGGCUAGACUUCAGCUUUGAGUGUAGAAAACUGAUUCUCCACUCAAAGGUAGCUUAACAGGAUUGGUCUUGUAUUAAAAAGGACAGGUUUUUGUGGUGCUGAUGCCAUGCUCACCAGUGAUUGUAACGAUACUUUCCGUGCAAUGAUUAGUAGAGCUGUGGCUAAUUUUUUCCUCAUGAACACAUUUCAAACAUUAACAUCAUAUUUAUGAAAAAAGAAAAAUACAUGCAACAUAUAGUUUGAAGCAACUGAUUCAAAAUACUUGAUAAUGAAGUACAGGUAUUUUUUUCCCUUGUGGAUGGACUAUGUGGGAGAAAACAGUCAUCUUUUGAUCACACCUUCAGAAAUAUUUUUAUUCUAUUUCUUGCACAUUGUUUCAAAUUUUUUCGUCAGGUAACCUCUAUUCCAUGCCAUACGGUGACCAAAGAAUCAGUGACACCUUCCAUAGUAUUGCUGAUAGAAAGGUAACACUAAUAAACCAUCUUUCCUA